AUUCUCAAUAUCUCUUCUCUGCGUAUUACUUAAAUUCACAAGUAACCACCGUGUAUUUGAAUUCUUUAGCUUCUUCUCAGGAGAAUGAACUGGAGCGGAGGAGACUGGAUGUGCCCUGCAUGCCAACACAUCAACUUCAAGAAACGGGAUAACUGUCAACAUUGCAGUUAUCCUAAAUACGGCGGCCCUGAUCCCACCACGUUUAUUUAUAAGAGACCUGGAGAUUGGUAUUGCACUGCUAUCAACUGUGGAUCUCAUAACUUUGCUAGCAGGUCGAGCUGCUAUAGGUGUGGUGCUUCCAAGAAUGAUUACGGUGGCGGUGGCUAUGGUGCUAACAUGUAUGCUUCGGAUCCCAAUUUUCCUUCCGGUUGGAAAUCCGGUGACUGGAUGUGCACCAGAUAUGGAUGUGGAGAACAUAAUUAUGCGAGCAGGAUAGAAUGUUACAAAUGCAAGACACCAAAGGAUUAUGGUGGUGCACUGUAACAAGGCGGCCGCAAUAUGACAAAUUUCUUUUUUCUGAUGCCUGCAACAACAGCUGCAGCUUUUAAUUAAUUUGAACACUAAUAAUGAGCUUUAAUUAGGAUGAUGAUGAUUACUGGUCGAAGGCCGAUUUCAUUUGGGAGAAGGCAAAUUCUGGCUUUAUGCAAUGAUGAACCAUGUUCUUGCAUUUAGCUUAUAGAAAUCCUUUUUCUUUUGUUUUUUAGUUUUCAUUUUGGUUUUUCUUAUUGUUUUCUUUUCAUUUAAUAUGAUUUAAAAUUUUCCAAUUUUGCAA
Messenger RNA from Mercurialis annua (annual mercury), 772 nucleotides. RefSeq lists its product as uncharacterized. Gene Ontology annotation, molecular function: mRNA binding. Lineage: Eukaryota; Viridiplantae; Streptophyta; Magnoliopsida; Malpighiales; Euphorbiaceae. The transcript has 3 exons. The record is from RefSeq and is a predicted model, not a curated record. Gene Ontology annotation, cellular component: cytoplasm. Bases 85 to 483 code for a protein of 132 amino acids.